AUCGGGAUUGGCUGGCCUCUUUGGGCGGUGUUCGUCGCGCGCGUGACCAUCCACUGCCAUGGCCGGGCUCGGGGCGGCAUUCCGUCGUGUGGGCGCUUUGUCCGGAGCCGGGGCCUUAGGCUUGGCCUCCUACGGGGCACACGGCGCCCAGUUCCCCGAUGCCUAUGGAAAAGAGCUCUUUGACAAGGCCAACAAACACCACUUCUUACACAGCCUGGCCCUGUUAGGGGUGCCCCAUUGCCGAAGGCCCCUCUGGGCCGGGUUAUUGCUAGCCUCUGGAACCACCUUAUUUUGCACCAGCUUUUACUACCAGGCUCUGAGUGGAGACCCAAGCGCCCAGACUUUGGCCCCUGUGGGAGGGAGCCUGCUAUUCUUGGGCUGGCUUGCCUUGGCUCUUUGAGCUUCCUUGUGUUUAAUUUCUGGGUAUUUUUUUGAGAAUUGGAACAGCGAAGGGAUUAAAAGAGAAAGGCAAAUAAAGAA
This is a messenger RNA of Manis pentadactyla (Chinese pangolin), 480 nucleotides long. RefSeq names its product transmembrane protein 256 (gene TMEM256). The transcript is spliced from 4 exons. Lineage: Eukaryota; Metazoa; Chordata; Mammalia; Pholidota; Manidae. The record is from RefSeq and is a predicted model, not a curated record. The coding region runs from base 59 to 400 and encodes 113 amino acids.